This is a messenger RNA of Ceraceosorus guamensis, 1500 nucleotides long. RefSeq lists its product as hypothetical. The record is from RefSeq and is a predicted model, not a curated record. Bases 309 to 1139 code for a protein of 276 amino acids. The transcript has 5 exons. NCBI's taxonomy places the organism in Eukaryota, Fungi, Basidiomycota, Exobasidiomycetes, Ceraceosorales, Ceraceosoraceae. Gene Ontology annotation, molecular function: protein binding.
CGCUCAUCAGGCGUGCCCGUAAGACGUGAGUCGUUCGCGACUUGAUUCAGAUCAGAGAUACGGGCGACUCGGUGUAGAAAGUCAGCUCACCGUCCAUCUUCAACCUAACUCGUCACCACAGCCAGUCGGCAGGCACAUUUCCCUCUAAAGUCAAAGCCACUUCGUCGCCUUGUCGAGAGUUCUGAAAGCAGACUGAGGUUCAGGCGCAAGCUCUCAUCCGAGACCCUUACGCAGCUUCACAUGCUCCCCCCCUUCCGAACUCAGCAUCGCACCACCAAUUACCGUCCAAGGGUAUCUCGGGGGGCAGCAUGGUAAACACAGGGGUGGAUGCGUUUGAUGGCGUCCCCAGGACAGAGACCAUGAAGGAAAGCGUCAAGCAACUCGAAGGCAAGGACGUCGUGCCAGCCGAGGCAGCCGCAGCCGCAACCGCAUCCGCGUCUCCAGAGCCUACUCAGGCAUCCAAUCAGGAUUCCAAGGAAGAGGCAAUCAGGGCUAAGUUGGCGCAAGCCAAGAAACUCAAAGAUGAAGGCAAUGGCAUCUUUGCCAAGGGAGAUCCCAAGUCUGCACUGAGAAAGUAUUGGGAAGCUGUACUGAACCUCGAGGGACUGGCUGCAAAUCCGAUGCAGACUGCUAUGGGAGUCAGCGAAGGAGCUGAUCAGCCCGACGAGGAGAAAGAUGAGAAGAAGCUGCAGCUCAGUAUGAUCCACAGCAACAUGGCUGCCUGUUACUUGAAGCUCGAGAAUGGCAAGCGAGCGCUCGAAGCCUCUUCCAAAGCGCUCACGCACAAUGCAAACAACACCAAAGCAUCCUACCGACACGCGCUGGCUCAGAUAGCCUUGAAGGAGCACUACAAGGCUCAGAGCGAGCUACAAGUGUUGCUCAAGAAGAGCAACAUCUCCGCAAGCGAAAAGCCGCUGAUCGAAAGGGAGCUCAGUGAUUUGGAAAAGUUCCUCAAGGCAAAGCUGGAAAAGGAGAGAAAGGGACUCAAGGGAUUCUUGGGCGCUGGAUUGGGAAAUGGCCCCGCUGUUGCAAUUGAUCCAAAGGCGACGAAGCCAGAAGAGGAGGAGGAAGAGGAAGAGGAAGAGGAAGAGGAGAAGCGACUGAGUGCGAAAGCGAAGGGCAAACAGAGAGCGCAGUGAAUCGAAAGGCGACCGACUCUCCAAGCACGUAAAUGUUGGACGCGUUCUCUCGCACACUGAACACAAUCAAGCAGGGCGAAAGACGGCAUUUGGGCACUAUGCCAAGCGCCAUACACAUCGGCAGGUAUGCUCGGAGACACAUCAAGACACGCGCCACUCUUGGUGCCCCACACGAGGUCCUAUGGACAGUCCAAAAGUUCAUUCAGUCCUCUUCUCACCUCUCCUUUGAAUCCACACGAAUCCAGCCAUUUAAGCAUACCUAGAGUCACCCAUUCUCUUUUCCCAACUUCAUUGUCACAAUAACGCAGAAAGGAAGAUCAUACUCGCAGACUUUCGAAUCAAUGAGAUCCACAAUGCUCAC